UGGGAAUUCAAAUUGGCACUGUACAUGGUACCCUAAACCUCCAUGACUGCAACAACGUGAUGACAUUCCACACACUUUCAAUUUCAAUGCAUUGAUCACCUUCAAAACCGAGACAAUGGCUUCGUUAACCUGCACCAACUUCACACUGCUCACCGCAGCUGCAAUUCUGCUUCAGAUCGCCGGUCUCUCUCUCUUCGUCUUUGGAUUCUUCCCGAUUAAACCAGCUCUCUCCGGUGUCAGUGGACCAGAGAGUUUCCACCCUUCCUCAUGUGAUUCAAUCGAGGUUCAAAAUUUCACAGCUCUGCAUCCUGACCAGCUUAAAUCAUUAUACCAGGAACUUUCUGAGAUCCCACCUUCUUAUGAUCGACUGAUUCUAAUGGUUAUUGAUGGUCUUCCAGCAGAAUUUGUUAUUGGAAGGGAUGAUCAGCCUCCAUCAAAGAUCUAUAAGGAUGCAAUGCCAUAUACUCAGUCUUUAUUGGCUAAUAAAAUGGCAUUGGGUUAUCAUGCAAAGGCUGCACCUCCAACUGUUACACUGCCACGCUUAAAGGCUAUGACUACUGGCUCAAUUGGAGGAUUCUUGGAUGUAUUGUUUAAUUUCAAUACCCAAGCACUUUUGGAAGACAAUAUCAUAGGUCAAUUUUUUAGAAUUGGUUGGAAAAUGGUUAUGCUUGGUGAUGAAACAUGGCUUAAGUUGUUCCCAGGUUUAUUUACAAGGCAUGAUGGAGUUAGUAGCUUUUUUGUUAAAGAUACUGUGCAAGUGGAUAACAAUGUUUCUAGGCAUCUAAGUUAUGAACUUUACAAGAAUGACUGGAAUCUUCUGAUUCUUCAUUAUCUUGGUUUGGAUCAUGUUGGACAUCUUGGAGGGCGUACAAGUACCUUAAUGGGACCCAAACUCAAGGAAAUGGAUGAGGUUAUAAAAUUGAUUCACUCGAGUAUUAUCCAGAAUCAUAAACAAACUCUCUUGGUGGUUGUUAGUGAUCAUGGUAUGCAGGAAAAUGGUAAUCAUGGGGGAUCUUCAUACGAAGAAACAGACUCAUUGGCACUUUUUAUUGGUCCAAAACACAGUCAUGUAUCAGUAUCACCCACAGAUGUUGUUACUAUUAAUCAGGUUGAUAUUGCUCCAACAUUGUCUCUCCUUUUUGGUGUACCUAUUCCCAAAAACAAUGCUGGCUAUCUAAUUACUGAUCUAUUUCAUCCAUUACAAGAUCAUGAGCUACUAAGAGCAAUGGAACUGAAUUCAUUACAGUUGUUGAAAUUACUUGAAGCUCAAACAACUCAUUCCACUUGUAAAAGCUUAUAUCUAGAUGCUAUUUCUCUCCAUAAAUCUUGGAAGAUGAAAAAUGAUUUAAGGUCUGCUACCAAUGAUGAGUUUACAAACACUGUAUUUGCAUACAAUGAGUUUCUAAAAACAGCAAGCCAACAAUUAUCACACACAGCAACUGAUAAACCCAUGGGCCUACUUGCCAUAGGUGUUACAACAAUGCUUCUAUCAUGUAUCAUCUUCUUAUUCCUCCUUUUCAAAUUGAUCCAAGAAACUUAUCAGAAUCUAAAAAUCCAAUUAUCCGAAGCUUUUAUAGCAAUUAUUAUCAUAAUUCUUGUUUUAAGCAUGGGAUCAAGCUCUUUAGUUGAAGAAGAACAAUACCUAUGGCAUUUCAUGACCUCAUCUUUCUUUCUCAUAUCACUUCACAAAACAUUCAAAUCCAAAUCCAUGAAUAAAAUCAAAACCCCAAUUUUAAUUUCAAUAAUUAUAAUUUCCGGAAGGGUUUUGCGAGGGUGGCAUCAAGGUGGUGUAAAUUGGACUCAUCUUCCCGAUAUUUCAAAAUCACUCGAGAAUUCCUCAAGCUUUUACAUAAAACUUCUUCAAAUCCUCUCGGUUUUUGUUAUACUCAUCUUAUGUUUUUGCACUCUCUCUUCCUUAAAGAGUUAUGUUGUUAUAUCGAUUAUGGGAAGCUAUUUUUGUGUUGGAUUGUUGGUUUUGAAUUAUGUGAUGAAGUAUCAGGGUGAUGGAGAUAAUGAUAAUGAUGGGAUUUUAGCAGCUCAAAUGAUAUAUGGUUUGAUUGUUGGAUUGACAAGUGUCAUGGUUGUUGGAUCACCGUGGAUUAUAUCUUUUUAUUUAAAAGAUUUGGUUUUAAAGAUUAAAGAUUGUUUGUACCUUAGUGGGAUAGCGUAUGUAUUUGGGUGGUGUUUUUUGCAACUUUUGUUGCAAAAGCCAGUGAACUCCAUGCCUAUUUCAUUGCUUCUUGUGCAAAUUCUUGCUACCAUUUUUUGUGGUUCAGAUCGUGGUUCGGAUUUUAAACAGUGGGUUGAGAUUGGUGCUAUAUAUUAUUUGGGAAUGGCGGGUCAUUUUAGUCUUGGAAACACCAAUACUUUAGCUACCAUUGAUGUUGCUGGAGCUUUCAUUGGAAUCUCUACUCAUUCGACAGUGCUUAGUGGAUUGAUAAUGUUUGUGAUAACAUAUGCAUCUCCAAUGUUAUCUCUUCUUAGCAUGGUGAUGUUGAUUUCCAUGAAAGACAUAAACCCUAAUUUGAAGAAUAUGGGACAACUUCUUAAGACAAUUCUUGGGUUUCCUUGUCUGGUUCCACUGGGGUUGAAUUCUGUGCUUUUGGUUGCAUACACCAUCAUACUGCUUUUAAUGAGGAAUCAUUUAUUUAUAUGGACCGUGUUUUCACCAAAGUAUAUAUACGUGGUAGUGACAACUGUUUGUGUUCUUGUUGGGGUGCUUAUUGUUGCUUCAACAGUGACUUAUAUUGUUUCUGUGGUUUUCCUGUUGAGACAUCGAUUUUAUAAGCAUUCAACAUCAUAACUUUAUGGAAGGAGGGAGGAUGAUAGUUGACUUGGGUUUUUUUUUUGGUCUGGCUUUCUUAAUACCCUUUUGGCAUCUGAGUAUUAGUAGAA
This is a messenger RNA of Lactuca virosa, 2895 nucleotides long. The record is from the annotation of a GenBank genome assembly. Lineage: Eukaryota; Viridiplantae; Streptophyta; Magnoliopsida; Asterales; Asteraceae.